Belonocnema kinseyi is the source of this 1254-nucleotide messenger RNA. RefSeq names its product zinc finger protein Gfi-1b-like. The transcript has 5 exons. Bases 1 to 1254 code for a protein of 417 amino acids. The record is from RefSeq and is a predicted model, not a curated record. Gene Ontology annotation, cellular component: nucleus. Gene Ontology annotation, molecular function: zinc ion binding; DNA-binding transcription factor activity, RNA polymerase II-specific; RNA polymerase II cis-regulatory region sequence-specific DNA binding. Gene Ontology annotation, biological process: regulation of transcription by RNA polymerase II. NCBI's taxonomy places the organism in Eukaryota, Metazoa, Arthropoda, Insecta, Hymenoptera, Cynipidae.
AUGGGCACGGCGGGACGCGAUUUUGAGGAACGGGAUCGCCGUGAGGAGGAACAGCAGUGCCGAAUUUGUGCCAACGAAGUGACCAGGAAAGACGGCGUCCACAUUUUUGCCGAGGAAGGCAAGAGGCACUACCUCCAGUCUAACAUACGUAAAUAUUUGUACAUUUUGGUGUCUUCCGAAGAUAAAUUGCCAAAGAUGGUUUGCAUAACGUGCAUUAAAAGGCUAGAGGGUAUUCACCGAUUUGCAAUGAUGGCCUGUCGAACGCAAGAAAUGCUGAAAUUAAAGUUAUAUGGAGUUUUUGAUAAUGCCGAUUCAACUCAAGAUAUGGACGUAGCAGCGAUCAGAGAUAUUCAAAAUUUGGGAAAGAAAAUAGAAGAAAAGGGCCUCUUGCAUUCAAUAUUAACUAAAGGUGCUAUGGAAAUGAUGAUUGAAGGAGAUUCUAUGGGACCACCAUCGGAAGCACUAGCGCAAACAGAUAGACAGCACACACCGAGCAUGGAAGAAAUGGAAGUAAAAGUCGACCCUAUGUUAUUUUUGCAGUGUGGCCUGGACGAUCCAUCCUCUGAAAUAUCAGAUAUAUCCGACAACGAAUACGAAGAAAAAGUACUAGAUAUGUCGCCGACAGAACCACUACCUCUAAUACACAAGUCCUUCUUGUCCCAAAUCAAUUUACAAGAUCAUCUUUGGUCUCACAUACCCAAAGACAGAAGAUUAGAACGAAGGGCUAUGUUAAAACCCCAUCAUUUUUCCACCAAUGGUGUUCUUCAAGUGACAGCCGACAGUAAUGCUAGUGGUAAUUUCAUCUGUCCCAUUUGCAGUAAAAGGAUUUCCACUAAAGGGAAUCUGAAAGUUCAUCUAGAAACUCACAGGCCGAAAGGGAAAUAUGGCUGUGAUAUCUGCGGUAGAAUAUUCAAAACACAGUCCAAUCUCUUUCGACACAAGGAGUAUCAUGGUGGUAUCCAAUUUCCAUGUAACGUUUGCGGAAGAGUCUAUCCAACAAAUUCAACGUUGCGAGCGCACAGUAUAACACAUUCAGAUUUAAGACCACAUGCCUGUCCUCUCUGCGACAAAACCUUCAAACGCAACCAGGACUUGAAGUUUCACAUAAAUCAACACACAGGUGCUAGGCCUUACCAAUGUCCAUAUUGUCCGAAAGCGUUUGCAAGUUCGGGUAAUUGUUUCUCGCAUAGAAAAAGAAUGCAUCCCCGAGAGGUGCACCGGGACAGACAGAGAGCUGCAGAUUUGAUGAGAUGA